AUGGCGCCAAAGAUCGCAAUUGUGUUUGAUUUGUCUGUCCAGUACUCGUUGUAUGGCCAUAUCCAAAAGCUUGCUGAGGCUGAGAAAAAGGGCAUCGAGGCUGCUGGAGGCACAGCAGAUAUCUACCAAAUCGCUGAGACCCUGCCACAAGAGGUUCUCGACAAGAUGCAUGCCCCCGGGAAAUCAUCCUAUCCCGUCGCUGAGCCAGCCACGCUGCUGAACUACGACGCUUUUCUGUUUGGUAUUCCAACCCGUUAUGGGAACUUCCCUGGCCAGUGGAAGGCGUUCUGGGACAAGACGGGGGGCAUCUGGUCGACGGGCGGCUUCUGGGGGAAAUACGCGGGUCUCUUUGUCUCUACCGGCACGCCCGGCGGCGGACAGGAGUCUACCAACAUCGCUGCGAUGAGCACCCUCGCCCACCACGGUAUCAUCUACGUUCCGUUGGGGUACAAGACCACGUUCCCCAUCCUGGCCAACCUCGAUGAAGUGAGGGGGGGCAGUCCCUGGGGUGCUGGAACCUAUGCUGGUGCUGACGGGUCGCGCCAGCCAUCUGCUCUGGAACUCCAGCUUGCUGAAGAACAGGGCAAGGCGUUCUACGGAGCCGUUUCCAAAGUCAACUUUGAAUGA
Messenger RNA from Paracoccidioides brasiliensis Pb18, 627 nucleotides. RefSeq names its product NAD(P)H:quinone oxidoreductase, type IV. The record is from RefSeq and is a predicted model, not a curated record. The transcript has 4 exons. Bases 1 to 627 code for a protein of 208 amino acids. Gene Ontology annotation, molecular function: FMN binding; NAD(P)H dehydrogenase (quinone) activity.